This is a messenger RNA of Phytophthora nicotianae INRA-310, 1951 nucleotides long. RefSeq lists its product as hypothetical. Lineage: Eukaryota; Oomycota; Peronosporomycetes; Peronosporales; Peronosporaceae. The coding region runs from base 7 to 1758 and encodes 583 amino acids. The transcript has a single exon. The record is from RefSeq and is a predicted model, not a curated record. Gene Ontology annotation, molecular function: metal ion binding.
GCCGUAAUGCGGCCAAAUGCUCGACGGCAGGCCCCGUUCUGUUCGAUAACCCGGCAGAUGAGAACCUGGUGCAAAUCUCACGUGGUUUCUCCUCUCUCUCGCUCCAUUUGGUGCCGUGCGCCAGUGCGUGCAAAGUGCUGGGUCUUCCGAGAAGAGCCUUCAGUUUGCGUUUUCACCUCGACAAGCCUGACAGUUGAUUGUCGAUACUUUAUGAGUAUGAACGUCACGAACUUCAGUCGCGUGGAGGCGCAGGCCAUUGCUCGGCAAAACGAUGCGCCGAAGCUGCAGCUUCCGCUUCGACGGGGCCAUUUCGGGCGAGUACGCAUGACCCGGGACGACCUGAAUAACUACAUUUCAACAGCCAAGACUCAGCUCGACAGCGCCCUGAACAAGGCACGAGAGGACCGCGAAGUGGGUAACGUCGACUACCGCUCGUGGAAGCAGCUCGGAUCACACGCCGGCUUCAAGCGGUUCACCAAGGUCGGAGAUAACAGCAGAGACCUGCACUACCGUCUACAAGGAACGGUACGGGCGUCACUCAACGACCUCAUGGGGAUCAUGUACGCAGACUCGACGGCACAGGUGGUAGAGCGUCGCGAAAUCCUCUACAACGACAGCCUGGACGCACAAACGUUGUGCGUGCUCAAGGAACGCAGCGCCGAAAACAUGCAAGAGCACGUCUCAAUCCGCUGGCAGGCGAUCAACUUAAGCAACAACAGUCCCAUUUACCAGCGGGACAUGUGCUUCCUAGAGUACACGGGCGUGGCUACCGACAUCGACGGCAUCCCCGUAGGCUUUUGUAUUAAGCAGUCUAUCGAGCGCAAAGAGUGCGUGUCGCUCAAGGAGUCGCACGGACUCUCACGUCUGGAUUUCACGGAGAUCAUGCUAUUGCGGCCAACGCAGAACGCUAGCCACACGGACAUUACCCUGGACGGCGUCGUACGGCACCCCGAGAACCUUCCCGGGUGGCUGGUCAGUUCCUUCCUCGGCAGUGUAGCCAAUUGUCUUAGCAAGCUGCCGAUCGUCGUGCAAGAGAGACUAUUAGCGAGGCUUCCAAUGAUCAGCGACUGGCAGUUCGUGCCGCUCUCAUCUCGCAAGAACUGCCACGUGUGCUCGAGCAAGUUUAGUCUGCUCUCCAAGAAGGCCAACUGCCGCAGUUGCGGUGAAGUGGCCUGCAAGUCGUGCAUCGUGACACGCACGGUGGGCGAGACGACCAAGUUCUGCACCAAGUGCAUCCUUAUGGUCUCUACCCAGGCCGAAUCGAUCGUUCCUCCUUCGGAGUUCGGCUCGGCCUCGUUCAUUACAUCGUCGUCCUCUGACCGCAGUCGCAGCCGUCGGGACUCCGAGACUUCAGUAUCAACAACGUCGUCCAUGCACGGCAGGAACGGCGCUCUGGUGGUGCCUCGAAUGCGCGUGGACAUGAAGCUGCUAGAAGACGCCAAGGCCAGCCGCAACAACUGCAGCAUGUCGAGCACUGCGAGCGAGACGAGCUUCGACAGCUCUAACUCGUACUGCAUGGACCGCCGUAGCAGCGACGCCCCGCGGUACGGCUCGCUAGAUGAGGAAGUGGUGGAGACUCUGGACACUACUCAGAUGAUUCGCUCUGCUCGCGGCAUGCCGCCUUCGCUGGUCAGCCAGAACGGCCGGCCAGUACCCACCGUCGAAGCUGUAGAGGACUCGAUCGCGCAUCAACGAUACCUCCUCAAGGAAAUGCUGUCACAGGCAAAGACCUAUCAACAACAGCAGACGCGGACGUAAACAAGUGCUUCUGGAAUCUGCUUUCCAUUGGAAGAAAGGCUCAAGGCUGUGCGGCCCACGAGGAAAUGUGGCGCCGCCCAAGCCACCUUAGUAAAUUGCGUGUCAUUGCAGUGGAAGUGGAUCAGUAGGGGAAGCAUUGAGUAGUUUGUCGUGAGUAUUUAUAAUGAACUCCGUGAGUGUACCGAUAUGAAAU